Fusarium mangiferae is the source of this 1032-nucleotide messenger RNA. RefSeq lists its product as uncharacterized. The transcript is spliced from 3 exons. Lineage: Eukaryota; Fungi; Ascomycota; Sordariomycetes; Hypocreales; Nectriaceae. The record is from RefSeq and is a predicted model, not a curated record. The coding region runs from base 1 to 1032 and encodes 343 amino acids.
AUGAUAUCGUUUAAACACCACGCCCUUUACUGGGUCUUGUCACUCUUGACUGUUCCCCUUACCAGCCUCCGGAAGCUCCUGUUCGGCAAUGGACUCUUCAUGGGCUCUAUUGACGAGGUCGAAUUCGCGACUACAUGCCUCUCCAUGUAUUUUGUUGCACGCCCUGUAUUAGGCGGACUCCAAGAAUUUGAUCGAGAAGUAGAAGUUGGCGUGACCAAGUGCAGUGGUCUUAUCGAGGCGGCUGAUCUCGAAAAGCCCGUCGAGGAGAAUAGCAUCACGAAAGAACCUGAAUCCAGAAACGGCGAUGCGAAAGGAACAAAGCCCAAAAAGGGCCGGAAGAAACCAGCAAAAGGUGUCAAUGGCAAGCCUCGAGCAGUUCAUUUUCAGAAGGAGCCAGCCCAGAAUGGGGAUGCGAAGCUGUCGAACGGGAAUAGAGCUCUUCAGAACAUAGCGGCGGCACAACGACCCCGGAAGAAAUCCACUGGUCGAUACACUGCCACCCAGCAGUCAUUCUUCAACUUGGCUUGGAAGUACCUUGAUGUUCUGUAUUUUAUGUCUCUAGGGAUUUUGUUCACUCAUCCAGAGCCUCUCAUUGGGUUUGGCGAGUGCGUUGGGAACGACCACCUCCAGUCAGUUGGUCGAGUACUCGUGAGCUUCCUAGUCAUGGGCAAUCUGGAACCAAUCAGACAGAAUCGCUGGGACGUCGGAGUGUCUGGCCUGGGGAUGUUCUCCUACUGUUGUGUAUUAUGCAGCGAAGGACCUGGUCCUUGGACGUCAACAUUGAUGGGAUUUUGUGGCUUGUUGGUCAUGGGAAUCCUUGUAGAGUGUUCUCUUUAUACAAAUCUGCAGUAUUGGCCUUGGUGGCCUGGUAUCUGGUUCGCUGAUAGCCUCAGUGGUCUCGAUAUUUUCAUUCGUGUUUGGUUACUGGUGCCACUCAUUGAUGUUGCCGAGACCGUACUGUACGCUAUUGCUUCCAGAGUCCGUCCAGAAUGGUACAGAAAGAGACUGGAGCUUAUGGAAAGACCUCUUUAG